AUGUCCGAAUCAAAGGAAGUUUCCGAAGCUUCGGGUGCCGAAGAAUCGGAGGUGACGCAGCUGAAGGAGGCGGAGAAGAGCGAGGAGGCCAAGUUGCGCGCCAAGUACCCGCAGGUGCUGCGGCCCGGCGGGUCAGUCUUCCUCCAGAAGAGGCUGCAGAAGGGACAGAAGUAUUUCGAUUCGGGAGACUACAACAUGGCCAAGGCCAAGGGCCAGAAGGCGCGCCAGGCGUUGCCCGUGGUCACUCAGCUGCCCACGGGGGACGCGAUCCCCACCCCCGAGGACCUCCCCGCCAGAAAGACGUCCAUCGUGCAGUCCAAGCUGGCCACAGAACUCUCCAACUAG
This is a messenger RNA of Uloborus diversus, 345 nucleotides long. RefSeq names its product cAMP-regulated phosphoprotein 19-like (gene endos). Lineage: Eukaryota; Metazoa; Arthropoda; Arachnida; Araneae; Uloboridae. The record is from RefSeq and is a predicted model, not a curated record. The coding region runs from base 1 to 345 and encodes 114 amino acids. Gene Ontology annotation, cellular component: cytoplasm. Gene Ontology annotation, molecular function: protein phosphatase inhibitor activity. The transcript has a single exon.